Molecule: messenger RNA, 702 nt
Organism: Aureobasidium vineae
Lineage: Eukaryota; Fungi; Ascomycota; Dothideomycetes; Dothideales; Saccotheciaceae
Source: the annotation of a GenBank genome assembly
AUGGCAACACCAUUAACCAUCUCCGUAACCGGCACCGCCAUCAUCCCCCAAAAAGCAGAACGUGCCCUCCUCGACGUAGAAAUCCGCUCUUCUGGCUUUUCCCGCGCCUUUGUGUCUGAAGAAGUCCAACUCUCUUGCCGCCGCCUCGAAGAUCUGCUCCGCAAAACCUCUUCCCAAGAUGCAGCCGAAACAGCAAUAGUGGCGCACUGGUCAAUGAAAGCUAUAAAAACGACCUCGCAACUACCCACAGACACACAAGGCGCUGUUCUAAAAAACGCACAAAGAGUGUUUGAAACUGCCGUAUCUUUCGAUAUACGCGUAAGCGAUUUUGGGAGAUUGGGGAGUUUUGCAGCUCAAGUGGCACAGCUGCCAUAUACAGAGAUUCACAGUGUGAGGUGGGCGUUGACAAGCUCCACACGACAAGCUUAUGCCAGCAAACUACGCACGAUGGCUGCAGAGGAUGCGCUGGAACGAGCAAAAGACUAUGCAAAAGCGUUAGGAUUGUCUGCUGUUUGGCCAGUCGAAGUCAGGGAAACUCAAUGGGGAAAUCAUGAUGUUGAUGCUGUGAUGAAAGUGCAGGAAAGGGCUAUGGAUAUGAGGAGGCCGGUGGCGGAUUCGGAUCCGGCGUUUGCGGAUUUGUUCUUUGAGCCUGAGGAGGUUACGAUGAGUGCGAGGGUUGACUGCAAGUUUGAGGCGGAAUAG